AUGGCCGAGUCGGAGGUGCACAAGACAAUUGUCCCGCAGAAGAUGGCGCCCGGAAAGAUCGGCCGUCAGGUGCACCUGCUGGCGAACUUCUACAAGAUCACCACCGCCGACGUGGUGGUGGUGCACUACGACGUGGAGAUCACCAAGGCGGAGAAUGAGCGCUUCGCCAAAAAGGCACCACCAGCAGGAGGAAAGCCGAAGACCGAGGCCGAGGCGGCGGCCGCGGCGGAAGAGGCCGAGGAGGCGAACAAGGCCUUUGUCCGCUUCCUCGCCCGUUGCUCGAAUGACAUCAUCAAGGCGCUGGUGGCGGCCAACCAGGCCAUCUUCAGCAAGGACCUGCAGUACGUGUGGGACGGCCAGCGAAACCUCUACACCACGAAGCUGCUCAAGCUGAGCGGCGGCGGCGGCGACGAGCAGGUUUUCAACAACCUCAAGGUGGACAUCCCCGGCGGCCGGCCGGGCUUCUUCAAGCUGAAGGUGAAACGGGUGGACCGCGUCGACCUCUCCGAGGUGACCAGCUUCUACAACAAGAAGACGGGCGACAUCAGCGAGCGGGUGCUCUCCAUCUUUGAGAUGGUCUUCCGCUUCAUGUGCACCGGGCCCUAUGAGUCCUAUCAGCGGAAGUUCUUCGACAUGAGCACCCGGCGACCGCUUGGCUUCAAGGCGCCCCUGGCCGACUUCGUCAACGGCUUCAUCAGCUCCGUGCAAAUGACCGAAUUCGGCCUCGCCCUCAACGUCCACCUGAAGACCGCCGGCCUGAUCACCAAGUCCUUCACCACGCUGCCGGCGAUGGUGGCCAGCCUGGCCGGUGUCCGCGACCUCGCCCACCCUAACCAGCAGAUUGAGGAGUACAAGUGGCGGGAGAUCAACAAGGUGGUCCGCCACCUGAAGGUCUUCACCAGCCACGGCAAGGGCAAGAUCGGCUACACCGUCGACCGGGUGCUGCCCCGCGACACGCCCCAGCGAAUGACCUUCGAGGGGAAGGACGGCCAGCGGGUGACCAUUGCCCAAUACUUCAAGACCGCCUACGGGAUGAACUUGCAGGCGUUGCCGCUGGUGCAGACGAGCGGCAAGAAGCGCUACCUGCCGAUGGAGCUCUGCUACCUGGUGGACAAGCAAUUUCUCUCCCACACCAAGGCCGACAAGGCGGUGCAGAAUGAGCUGCUGCUGAAGAGCACCCACGCACCGAAUGUCUACUUUGACCGCUGCAAGAAGAUCGUCGAGAAGGUGAGCUCGCUGAACCCGGCCCUGCAGAAUGCCUUCGGCCUGAAGACCAUCAGCCCGAAGCCGGUGCAGCUGGUGGGCCGGGUCCUCCCCGCCGCCCCCAUGUCCGGCCGGCAGAACCAGUUCCACAAGGGCGGGACGGUGCCCACCCGCUGGGGCGUGCUGGUCCUCGAUGAGACCGUCCCCGCCGACCAGGUGAGCAUCUUCGUGCAAUCGAUUCAGCGGCAGGCGAACGCCCUGGGGCUGAAGUUCGCCGGGCAGCCGAAUCCGCUGAUGCGCAUGACGGUGAGGACGAAGGAGUCGGUGGGGCACAUCUUUGCCCACCUGCAGCAGAAGACCAAUGCCGAGCUGGUCUUCAUGGGCAUUCCCACCCGAAACGAAGUCCCGCCGCCGGUGAUGUACAACCUGAUCAAGCACCACUGCGACCAGAAGUACGGCAUCAUCAGCUGCUGCUUCAAGUCAGAGUAUAUCACCCAGGUGAACCAGGGCGCAAAGCGCGGCUACCUGGAGAACUUCCUCCUGAAGGUGAACGGAAAGUUGAACGGCCAGAACAUGAUCAUCGACCCGCGGGUGAUUCAGACGCAGCUGCCCUUCUCGAUGGCCAAGACGAUGGUAAUGGGCGUCGACGUGAACCACCCGGGCGCCACGGAGAAGGUGCUCAGUUCGAUUUCGGCGGCCGUCGGCUCCUACGACAAUGCCUUCACCAAGUACGCCGCCUCGAUUCGCGUGCAGAAGAAGGAGCGCGAUGAGAUGGUGAAGCAGCUCGAUUCGAUGACCUCCGAGCUGCUGGAGGAGUACCGGAAGCACAACAACUACUACCCGGAGAACAUCUUCGUCUUCCGCGACGGCGUCUCCGAGGGCCAGUUUGAGCAGGUGAAGGAGAAGGAGAUUCCGCUGAUUCGCGCCGCCAUCAAGAAGGUCAGCAAGAGCUACAAGCUGAGCGUCAUUGUCACGCAGAAACGCCACCACUGUCGAUUCGUGCUGACAAAGGCGGAGCCGGCGGGCAAACACCCCAGCUACAAUGUGCCCGGCGGAACGGUAGUGGACCAGUCGAUUGUGGAGCCCAUCUACGACGUCUUCUACCUCAACUCGCACUUUUCCCCACUGGGCACCUCCAAACCCACCAAGUACAUUCGCCUGCUGGACGAGCUGAAGCUGUCCACAGACGACCUGCAGAAGUUCUGCUUCUACGCCUGCCACAACUGCAUUCGCACCAACAAGGUCAUUGCAAUUCCCGCUCCGGUUCGCUACGCCGACCUGUGCGCCUACCGCUCCAAGCUGCACAUCGAAGGACAACGCGAACUGCAGUCCUUCAAGGAGUCCAGCUCGCAGGAGGCGGAGGAGCAGCGCAUCAUCAGCCAGCUCAAUGACUGGGUGAAGAUUCACGAGCGACAACAGCAGAAGAUGAGCCAGGGAAGCAAGGCGCACGGCAACAAGAAGGCCAUCGAGCAGCUGGUGGCCAUGGUGGAGGCGAUCAACCCCGACGAGGUGGACGAGGAGAUCAAGGGCAGCCUGCACAAACUCCACCACCUGGUUCGAUCGGUCCAGGUCAGUUCGGUUGGCAGUGGACGUAUGUCGGCCCCGCUGGUGAAUCCACCCGGGCUGAAAGAGGCGGCUCCUCCAGCCAAAGUUGAAGCUCCAAAGGAGGAGGAGAAGAAGGCCGAGGCGAAGGAGGCAAAGGAGCCCAUCAACGCGAAGGCGGCCGCCAAGGCGCUCAAGUCGGCGAAGAACCAGUUCGCCAUCAAUCGCCUGCUCUUCAUGCUCCUCGACCUCGAUCCGGCCGCCCUAGGCUCCAAGAUGAUCGAAGAGUUGAAGGCCAUCUACGACCUCCUGGUGGCCAUUCUCUCCAAGCAGAGUGGGCCCAAGAAGAAGGAGGAGGGCGGUAAAAAGGAAGAUGGCGCCAAGAAGGAGGCCAGCAAGAAGAGCGGCAAGAAGUGA
Molecule: messenger RNA, 3162 nt
Organism: Rhagoletis zephyria (snowberry fruit fly)
Lineage: Eukaryota; Metazoa; Arthropoda; Insecta; Diptera; Tephritidae
Source: RefSeq, a predicted model, not a curated record